Molecule: messenger RNA, 870 nt
Organism: Glarea lozoyensis ATCC 20868
Lineage: Eukaryota; Fungi; Ascomycota; Leotiomycetes; Helotiales; Helotiaceae
Exons: 1
Coding region: 1-870 (289 amino acids)
Source: RefSeq, a predicted model, not a curated record
AUGGCAAGUCAGAGUCCUCGAACUCACAUUGGAAAUUUUCGGCCGGUGGACAAAAUUGCAGUUCAUGAAGAUUCUGUAGCCUACGCUGCGGCAGGGACUUCUCUUCCAGAUGUGCAGUUUUCGGAAAAUCUAAAGAUACUCAAAUGCAAAGGUGUGUUUGUAGACUACGUUGAUGGCAUUGGUGGUCUAAUAGUCAACCAUCGGAACUGGACUGGAGCGACCGAGAACUCAGAUGUUCAAGUGCAAAUACAUCAGCUCAUCAACUCAUCAUCUCCGUUCAACACUACUCGAUACUCAGAAGGGGACUUGAGUUCUGAGAAUGCCCUGGCAAUCCUAGAUGAUGUCUCUCGCUGCCUAGUUCUAGAUCGUAAAGAUCGAUAUCUCAUAUCCGCAACACCACCAGGCUUCUUCGGUUCCUCUUUCUUGGACUUAUGUCUCACAGCAAUGCGACACCCCGAAAAUGCCCUUUCAGACUUCCUAAACUGGUUCGAGCUCAAUAGGUCGCUCUUGAUCUAUGGCGACACGUUAGAGAAUAUAUGUCUUGCAGUUGAUCCAGCACAACUUGGUGACGUGGAUAUUCCGACAAGAGAUGUAUUUCUAUCAAGAUUCAAAGACACGACAAAGAGCAUGACACGAAGAUUGGUUACCACGAAUACCGGGUACAUUGGUAUGGGACCCUGUCGAGUCCAAAAGGGAGAUAAGAUUGUUGUAUUACUUGGUUGUAGCAUUCCUUUGGUUCUUCGCCCUCGUUCUGAAAUCCACUCGUAUGAAGUCAUUGGGGAGUUUUACCUGCAUGAGUUUAUGAGCGGAGAGGUUUUGGAGCGGUUUGAUGGCCAGAACUCUGAAAUUGAGGAGUUUGAACUUUCAUGA